CGAGGCUUGUCAGCUUUUUUGAAAGUUCCUCCCCCGCAGGCAGUUCAGUGAAAUUCCUCCACUGUUACAUUGUAAACAGAAGAAAUACAGCUUUAUCAAAUUGUGACAAAGAUACACUUUUGAUGUUGUCUACGACUAUCUUUACUGCCUUCACAUGACUAUGCUUCAUCUACUAAUUAAAGAGGCGGUUGCUAAGAGAUAACAAGCAGUGACAUCGCUGCUGAGAGCCUCUGAUGUGCUGCAGCCUGAACCUGCAUCUCUACUCUGGGUCUCUUCUCUUAACCCCCAUCUAGACCUGAGUGCACCUGACCCAUGUGAAGGAGUAGGGGGAGAGAGAGAGAAAGCGGAGUCACACCACAUACCACACGCCAUGGCAGCUUUCACCAGUACCCCGAAAGUGAAUUCCGGGAGUGCUCCUCACCACGGGUUCAGGGUGGAGAGCCCAGCGGAGUGUGACUGGAAGGACUGUGACACUGGAGGCAGCGAGAGGUCUAGAGGACACCGCACCAUGCUGGAGAAGACCCAUGACUUCUUCCAGACCUGUGACAUUGAGGACAAGGGCUUCAUCACCCGCCGGGACAUGCAGAGGCUCCAUGGAGAGCUGCCCCUCAGUGCCGAGGAGCUGGAGAAUGUCUUUGACACCCUGGACUCUGACGGCAAUGGAUACCUCACCCUGGAGGAAUUCUCCUUGGGCUUUAGUGAGUUCCUGUUUGGCCGGAGGAUCUCUGCAACAGAGGGGAUGGCCAGCCCCAUUGCCAAGGAACCCACUCAGGGCCCUCCAGACUCCCUGUACCAGACCCAGUGGGAGGAACGGUUGGUGGGCAGUGAGGACGAGGAGGAGAGGCACUUCUGCAUGCUAAUGGAGAGCUUGGGAGCCAGCAACGUCUUUGAGGACCCUGGUGAGGUGCGUAGUCUUUGGGCCCAGCUGAGGAGGGACGAGCCGCACCUCCUGUCCAACUUUGAGGAGUUCCUGGCCAGAGUAAUUUUACAGAUCACAGGGGCCAACCAGGAGAGGAUGGAGAUGGAGAGUGCCCUUAAAAGGAAAUCAGCAACACAUGACGAUGAGAUCCAUCGCUUAUAUGAAGAAAUGGAACAGCAAAUUAAAAAGGAGAAGGACCGGAUCUUACUGCAGGACUCUGAGCACUUCUUGUCUAGGAGUCAGGAUCUGGAGCAUCAGCUGUCCAGUAAGGAAAGGGAGCUGGAUCAGAUCUUCCAGAAACAAAGGAGGUGGGAGCAUCAGUGCCGGGAGCUGCACAGCGAGCAACACGUGACCAAGGUGGAGAACGUGGCACUGAAGCAGACCAAUGAGGAUCUGGCCCAGGAGCUGGAGCACACCAGUCAGGAGCUGAGCCUGGCCCAGGAGCAGCUGGUCCUCCUGCAGGAGCAGUCCUCACACCUGAACCAGGAGAGGGAGAUGGAGAUGUACCGGGUCACAGAGGGAUUGCAGAGGGAGCGAGCGAGCCUGCUGAAACAACUUGACCUGCUGAGGGAAAUGAACAAGCACUUACGAGAUGAGCGAGACAUGUGCUCUUAUCAAAAACUGAGGAAUACUGUUAAAAAUCCUGCUUGCAACCUGAGACCUGGAUCAAAUACUCUGAAUCCCUUUGACAGAAAGGCCUUUAGUGAGGAUGAGGAGGUAGUGCUCCCCCAAUCUAAGAGGAAGGGUCCGGGUGGAGUGAAUGGCUACAGCCUGGAGGACGUGGUGGAUUCCAGACCCCUCCACAGACCCCUCCAGAGGAUCAUCUCCAUAGAGGAGGACCACCUACCCCAGCUCCUACAGGAUAACUACCAGACUCAGCUCUGGGAGUGGCAUGAGGAGGCCGAGGAGGAAGAGCACAUAGAGCUACAGAUGACCUCUAUAAAUCCUCCCAGUUCUCCUCCAACGAUGGAGCAGCAGCAGCCAGUUGACACCAGAGAGACAGAGAUGCCUACAUCCCCCAGGGGCCAGCCUGUCGGAAAGGAGACUAUGGGGAAUGAGGAGGGUGCAGCGUUGGCCCCAGACCGCCUGUUUAAGAUCGUCCUGGUGGGCAACUCCAGUGUGGGGAAGACCUCUCUCCUCAGGCGGUUCUGUGAUGACUGCUUUUACCCAGGCACCUCUGCCACCGUCGGCAUAGACUACAGUGUGAAGACGAUACGGGUGGACAACAGCCAGGUGGCGCUGCAGAUGUGGGAUACAGCAGGACAGGAGAGGUAUCGCAGCAUCACCAAGCAGUUCUUCCGCAAGGCUGACGGUGUGGUAGUCAUAUAUGACAUUACUGCUGAGCAGAGUUUUACCGCGGUGAGGCAGUGGCUGACCAGUGUACAGGAGGGGGCUGGCGAGGACAUUCCCAUCAUGCUGCUGGGGAACAAAAUGGACAAGGGGAGUGAGCGGAAGGUUCAGACGAGAAUGGGUGAAAAAUUAGCCAAGGACUGCCAGUUGAUUUUCUACGAGUGCAGUGCUUGCUCUGGACAAAACGUGGUAGACUCAAUGGUAAAUUUGGCAAGAAUUCUGAAAGAGCAGGAGGACAGAGAGAAAGAGAAGACGAUCCAUCUGGUAAACAGCCCUUCACAGAAUAAGAGGUCCUGCUGCUAGCAACUUAAUGGCUAUUAGUUACUGUCUUCACAACACCAUAGUGUACUCACGUGUACCUGUUCUGAUGUUCUGUACAUUUUAACCUCCGGUCCUUAGGAACUCAAGGAUCUAUAGCACAAUGCAGUUGAAGUCGGAAGUUUACAUACAUCGUAGCCAAAUACAUUUAAAGUUUUUCACAAUCCCUGACAUUUAAUCCUAGUAAAAAUUCCCUGUCUUAGGUCAGUUAGGAUCACCACUUUAUUUUAAGAAUGUGAAAUGUCAGAAUAAUAGCAGAUUGAAUGAUUUAUUUCAGCUUUUAUUUCUUUCAUCACAUUCCCAGUGGGUCAGAAGUUUACAUGCACUCAAUUAGUAUUUGGUAGCAUUGCCUUUACAUUUUUUAACUUGGGUCAAACUUUUCGGGUAGCCUUCCACAAGCUUCCCACAAUAAGUUGGGUGAAUUUUGGCCCAUUCCUCCUGACAGAGUUGGUGUAACUGAGUCAGGUUUGUAGGCCUCCUUGCUCGCACACGCUUUUUCAGUUCUGCCCACAACAUUUCUAUGGGAUUGAGGUCAGGGCUUUGUGAUGGCCACUCCAAUACCUUGACUUUGUUGUCCUUAAGCCAUUUUGCCACAACUUUGGAAGUAUGCUUGGGGUCAUUGUCCAUUUGGAAGACCCAUUUGUGACCAAGCUUUAACUUCCUGACUGAUGUCUUGAGAUGUUGCCUCAAUAUUUCCACAUAAUAUUCCUGACACAUGAUGCCAUCUAUUUUGUGAAGUGAACCAGUCCCUCUUGCAGCAAAGCACCCCCACAACAUGAUGCUGCCACCCCCGUGCUUCAUGGUUGAGAUGGUGUUCUUCGGCUUGCAAGCCUCCCCCUUUUUCCUCCAAACAUAACGAUGGCCAAACAAUUCUAUUUUUGUUUCAUCAGACCAGAGGACAUUUCUCCAAAAAGUAUGAUCUUUGUCCCCAUGUGCAGUUACAAAUCGUAGUCUGGCUUUUUUUAUGGCGGUUUUGGAGCAGUGGCUUCUUCCUUGCAGAGCAGCCUUUCAGGUUAUGUCGAUAUAGGACUCGUUUUACUGUGGUUAUAGAUACUUUUAUACCUGUUUCCUCCAGCAUCUUCACAAGGUCCUUUGCUGUUGUUCUGGGAUUGAUUUGCACUUUUCCCACCAAAGUACAUUCAUCUCUAGGAGACAGAACGUGUCUCCUUUCUGAUGGGUAUGAUGGCUGCGUGGUCCCAUGGUGUUUAUACUGGCGUACUAUUGUUUGUACAGAUGAACGUGGUACCUUCAGGCAUUUGGAAAUUGUGGAGGUCUACAAUUUCUUUUGAGGACUUGGCUAAUUUAUUUUGAUUUUCACAUGUCAAGCAGAAGCACUGAGUUUGAAGGUUGGCCUUGAAAUACAUCCACAGGUACACCUCCAAUUGACUCCAAUGGUGUCAAUUAGCCUAUCAGAAGCUUCUAAAGCCAUGACAUCAUAUUCUGGAAUUAUCCAAGUUGUUUAAUGGCAGUCAACGUAGUGUAUUUAAACUUUUGACCCACUGGAAUAUUGAUACAGUGAAUUAUAAGUGAAAUAAUCUGUAAACAAUUGUUGGAAAAAUUACUUGUGUCAUGCACAAAGUAGAUGUCCUAACCGACUUGCCAAAACGAUAGUUUGUUUACAAGAAAUUUGUGGAGUGGUUGAAAAACUAGUUUUAAUGACUCCAACCGAAGUCUAUGUAAACUUCCUACUUCAAUUAUACCUCUUUCGAUCUGUCUCUCUCUAACUCUCCCUCUCCCUACACAUGCAGUGUGUACACCUUUUUUCAUGAGUCUGUGGCUUUUAAAACAGCUCUCUUUCAGAUGUUAUCUUAGCACUUCACACCACGAAAGAGCCAGACUAUGGGCUGACACUACCAUUGGUGAAUAGAAUGAAAUAAAAAAAGACAGUAUUGUACUAUUAAAAUAUCAUAUAGAUGUAUGUUCCUAAUAAUUACAAUGUAUUUUUAAUUCAAAUGUAUUUUCAACCAGCUAAGCCAAAACCAAGUUAUAUCCUGUAUAAAAAUGACAGUUAAAGUAAACCUUUGUUUAUGGCUGGGUUAGGUUUUGGACAAUUUGUGAAAUGGGGAUUUUGUUCAGAACCAAUUGAACAUUUCCAACAGUAAAGAAGAGUUAAUAUUAUUUGUCAGAUUGACUCUAUUUAUCUCAGAUCAAUUUGGUUACUAGAUUAGCCUCUCUCAAACGUAAUAAGGCUUACUGUUGUAUGUGGGGAUGAUUGUCCAGAAGUCAACUGUGUAUAGAAAUGCCUUUGCAAUGACAGUGGACGGUAGUAGAGCUCUGCCAUACUGUACCUCUAUCAAAGCGUUUGCAUGCAAACUGUCACCACUAUCUGGCAUUUUUAUGUAAUUUAAUGUAAUUCUUAUGUAAUGUAAAGUGUUAUUUCUAUGAAGCAGUUCUAUUGAACUGCAGUUGUUUGCUCAAUCUUGCCAAGUGAUAUGCCUUUUCCAUAACCAGAUCUCUUAGUGGACGUGCCAAAACAUUUCUCAUAAUUCUAUAAAAGUUGAUAUAGCACCAAGUAUUCUUGAACAAAUUCUUGUGCUCCAGCUGGGAAUUUGUUGUAAAUAUAACAUAUUGUAAUGUACACCAUUACUGCACUCGUACAGUAUAGUAAUUUAGCUUCCAAUCGACACCUAUGAGACAAUGGAGGUGUCAUUAGUACAUGUAUAUUCUGGGAUGUUGAGGAACACUGACAAAUCGUCCUUUGGGGUCCUCCGGUGUAGAGUAUCUUGUGUAUUUGACAGUGUGCUAUGGCCACUAAACUAACCAACCCGGUUGCAUUUGUGCCACGUUACUGUGCCUGUAUUCUUGCACAAUAAUGUGAACAUGUAAAUAUGAACAAUGUUAUGGCUUCUCUGAAUAAUACAUGGAUAUUGUAUAUUU
This is a messenger RNA of Oncorhynchus nerka (sockeye salmon), 5464 nucleotides long. RefSeq names its product EF-hand calcium-binding domain-containing protein 4B-like. Bases 371 to 2572 code for a protein of 733 amino acids. The transcript has 18 exons. The record is from RefSeq and is a predicted model, not a curated record. NCBI's taxonomy places the organism in Eukaryota, Metazoa, Chordata, Actinopteri, Salmoniformes, Salmonidae. Gene Ontology annotation, biological process: vesicle-mediated transport. Gene Ontology annotation, molecular function: calcium ion binding; GTPase activity; GTP binding.